This is a messenger RNA of Sinocyclocheilus anshuiensis, 2072 nucleotides long. RefSeq names its product solute carrier family 10 member 3 (gene slc10a3). NCBI's taxonomy places the organism in Eukaryota, Metazoa, Chordata, Actinopteri, Cypriniformes, Cyprinidae. Gene Ontology annotation, cellular component: membrane. Gene Ontology annotation, biological process: bile acid and bile salt transport. The coding region runs from base 362 to 1735 and encodes 457 amino acids. Gene Ontology annotation, molecular function: bile acid:sodium symporter activity. The record is from RefSeq and is a predicted model, not a curated record. The transcript has a single exon.
AGAUUUUGCUGUAUCCCUUCUAGCCACAAGCUGUUUCUGCAGGGAGUCGCCCAUAGUAACCGCCCGAGCUGCUCAGACCGGAGUCACGAGCAGAUGACGGAACAAGAGCAAACAUGACGAGACACACACGGAAACACCGUCUCUGAACUGUUCGUGCUGGAUGUUUCUGGGCGGUGCUGAGUGGAUUCCUGUCUAAGCCGUCAUGAGAUGAUUGUGAGUCUGAUCUUUACGAUCAUGAGCAGAUUUAAAGAUGUUACUAGCGGACCGCAGCUGUGUUUGAGCCAGAACGAGGAGAAAUAUUCCCACCUCUAAUGAAUCGGUGAUUGCACUGGCAGCUCUCAGCGGUGCGGCGGGUGGAGUCAUGAAGACAGUGCUCGUGUUGAGCUGUCUGCUGUUAAUCGCUCAAGCAGAAGAUCCCGAGAAGCCCGAUCAGAACCAGAACCCCGUCCAGUACCUGUACAUCGGCGACGGCUCCUCGCAGGAGUUCGAGUUUCCCCAGAACACGCCGGGAGUGAUCGUCAUCUCCAGCAGGUACCGCGGCUCCGGAGGCCGGAAGGGUCGCGAGAGCCUCAAACAGACGGUUCGGGUGAGCUCUCUGGACCCGGACGUGAUCUCCAUCCUCAACGUGAGCGACAGCGGACGUUCGGGAGCCGUGAGCAGUUACGUCAUCAGCAUCCGGUCCGGGGUACCGGGAACGGCUCCGCUGCUCAUCCAGCUGCUGGACUUGUACAGGGACUCGGAGCCGGUUCUGAUCGAGGAGCGGAGCGAUUACUCCAUCAGGGUGGCGGCAGGCGGCGAUGACCCCGCGGCCCGGCUCCUCGAGCCCAGCGGGCUGUCGCACUUCUCAGAGAACCCCGUCCUGUUCGUGCUGCUGCCGCUCAUCUUCAUCAACAAGUGUGCGUUUGGCUGUAAGGUGGAGGUGGAGGUUCUGCUGGGUCUGCUGAAGAGGCCGGUGCCGCUGCUGCUGGGUGUCGCGGGACAGUUCCUCAUAAUGCCGCUCUACGCGUACGGGCUGUCCCGCCUGGCGUCCCUUCCCAAGGCGCUGGCACUGGGGCUGGUCAUCACCUGCUCGGCGCCGGGUGGAGGCGGGGGGUAUCUCUACAGCCUGCUGCUGGGUGGAGACGUCACCCUGGCCAUCAGCAUGACCCUCAUCUCCACCGUGGUGGCGGCCGCAGCCAUGCCGCUGUCCUCGGCGCUGUACGGCUUGCUGCUGGGGGUCCACGCUGCGCUCCACGUGCCCUUCGUCAAGAUCCUGGGCACGCUGCUCUUCAUCGCCAUUCCCAUCUCGCUGGGCAUGCUGGUGAAGCUCCGCCUGCCCGCCGUCACCCGCGUCCUGCUCGCCCUCAUCCGCCCCUUCAGCUUCGUGCUCAUCGUCGGGGGGAUCUUCAUGGCCUAUCAGAUGGGCUCCUCCAUCCUGGCCAACGUGCAGCCUCCGAUCGUGGCGGCGGGCGUGACCGUGCCCGUCUGUGGGCUGCUGGUGGGCUGUGGCUUAGCGCGGCUGGCGGGGCUGCCGCUGGCUCAGAGGAAAACCGUCAGUAUCGAGGUGGGCGUGCAGAACAGUCUCCUGGCGCUGGCUGUCAUGCAGCUGUCGUUCCAGCGGGCCGAGGCCGACUACGCGUCCCAGGCGCCCUUCAUAGUGGCCCUCAGCAGCACGUCGGAGAUGCUUCUGCUGGUGCUGGUUCACAUCGCCCAGCGACGCCUGUGCCUGCCGCCCGCCUCAGGAACCGCCAGCUAAAGCCAAGCACUACUGCCAGAACGGCCGUGACGCUCGAUCAGUCUGCGGGCCGCUGAAGUGUUUCUGUCUUACUACCAAAGGCCUUCGCUCAUUGUGGCCAUUUUUAUUUCAGCCUCUUUUUUAAAUCAGAUUUUAAUUAACACAGUCUUACGCGUAUUAAAAUGACAGUGUUUACGGAAUAUAUGAGAUAUUUUUCUAAGUAAUUUUGCGAUAUGUUCUUUUGUAAUUCUGAUGCUUUGUUUGUAUCUUGUUUCGAGAUGAUGUGUGAUGAUGAUGUUGCUGUGAUUGAACCACGUGCUGAAACAAUGGUGACAUGUGAUUAAAUGCUUUUUGACAA